Messenger RNA from Metarhizium brunneum ARSEF 3297, 1092 nucleotides. Its product is annotated as Fatty acid hydroxylase vlmA. Lineage: Eukaryota; Fungi; Ascomycota; Sordariomycetes; Hypocreales; Clavicipitaceae. Gene Ontology annotation, biological process: ergosterol biosynthetic process. Gene Ontology annotation, molecular function: iron ion binding; C-4 methylsterol oxidase activity. The record is from RefSeq and is a predicted model, not a curated record. Gene Ontology annotation, cellular component: endoplasmic reticulum membrane.
AUGGCGGCCACCGAGACAACGACGGCGAGCCCCGUCUCCCAAGUCAACCCCAAGGAUUCCAUCAAAUCGACAUGGCGGUUUGGCGACCGGAGCAAAUGGACAGUCUUCCACUGGGCGGUGGAAUUGCUGGGCGUAUACCACUGGGAUCCCAAGCGCCCGACCCCAGUCCACCAGAAGACAGACAAGGUCCCCUAUGUGCCGCAGUGGACGACACACGCCUGGAUUCUCAUCCAUGCCCUCAUCCCUCUUGCCAUCCACCAAGCCUGGGUGACCGCUACGGGAACCAACCUCUCCCCGCUACUGGCCAUUGGCUACUACACGACGGCGUUCCUGGCCGUUGUCAUCCUCGAGCUCCGCGAAAUCCGACGCCUCGGCCACAUGUACGGCUUCCUGGACGGCGACGUGCACGAUCGAGACGGCAUACCCGACAUUGGAGUGGCCCGGGUUGUCAUGGCUGGCCCCAAGACGGCCGGCGGACGAAUGGCCAUGACCGUCUUCCUCACGUACAAGGCGUCGGAAUCGCCCGCCGACGUCAUGAGCUCCUGGACGUGGUGGGCUUGGCUUGUUGUGCAAACCGGCCUAUAUGGCAUCAUCCUUGACUUCUGGUUCUACUGGUACCACCGUGCCAUGCAUGACGUGAACUUUCUGUGGAAGUUCCAUCGCACUCACCACCUCACCAAGCACCCAAACCCUAGCCUCGCAGCCUAUGCCGACGAGGAGCAGGAGUUCUUUGAUAUGGUCGGCGUUCCCUUUUUAACCUUCCUUACUUUUAAGGCCUUUGGCGUGCCGCUGGACUUUUAUAGUUGGUGGAUCUGCCACCAGUAUAUUGCCUUUACCGAGUUCGGCGGGCAUAGUGGUCUGCGUUUACACAUUGGCGCCUCGUCCACGUUUCACUGGCUGCUGACGUACUUGAACAUGGAGCUUGUCGUCGAGGACCAUGACCUGCAUCACCGAAAGGGUUGGAGAAAGAGCCAGAAUUACGGCAAGCAGACGCGUGUUUGGGACCGUAUUUUUGGCACCUGUGGUGACCGCAUUGAAUCGAAGCAUGCCAAUGUCGAUUAUGAAAAUCCGGCUUAUUUGAAUCUGCUGUAA